This is a messenger RNA of Brassica napus (rape), 759 nucleotides long. RefSeq lists its product as uncharacterized. The record is from RefSeq and is a predicted model, not a curated record. The transcript has 2 exons. Gene Ontology annotation, biological process: proteolysis. Gene Ontology annotation, molecular function: cysteine-type peptidase activity. The coding region runs from base 1 to 759 and encodes 252 amino acids. Lineage: Eukaryota; Viridiplantae; Streptophyta; Magnoliopsida; Brassicales; Brassicaceae.
AUGAGGAAAAAUGUUACUCCUUCAUCAGUAAUAUAUGACCAUCUAGCACCUGUUGAUCCGGUGCUACUCGAAAAACUGAUGCAACACAUUAAGGGAAUUCCACCCAAACCACCAGCACCAGCAGUCCUCUCCGCUGAUCAUGAGGGUGAUUUCUACAGCAUACUUAUCCACGAAAGACCGUGGCCGGAAAAGGAAUAUGGAUGGGUGUUUGAUAAUCAUGUUGUUGCGUAUUUGAACGUCCUCACUAAAAGGUCCAUGCGAAAUCCCAUUCCAUUCUGGUCCAAGCGGAUUGCCUUCGUUGACGUUUGGUGGCAAAGUUUUUUGAUUCACAAUUUCACUCAGUUCAAGAUAAAAUCUAGUAUGUUCAAUUUCGAAGGCAAUGGUUAUGAAGAUAUGUUAAAGGGUAAGCUUCCCGAACACUGUCCAACAAACUUGAAGUGGUAUGAAGAUGUGGAUCACUUGUACGGAUGUCUUCAAACCGGCGGAAAUUACAUGGUUGCGAAUCAUGUGGAUCUGAAGAAGGGGAAGAUUGAUUGCUACGAUCCAAUCUUUGGAGAGGCAAAACCCGAAAGUGAGCUGAGAAUUCUAAAUUCAUUUAAACCGCUGACGCAAAUGAUUCCGUAUAUGUUGAGUGAUCAUAUUCCUACCAAUAUCCAAGCCCCUAGUAAGAAAAAGUUCUCUAUCAGAAGGAGGAGCAAAAGAUACACUCCACAAAACACCCAGAUUGGCGAUUGUGGGGUGUAUUCUAAAUUUAUUUAA